Molecule: messenger RNA, 5959 nt
Organism: Diorhabda sublineata
Lineage: Eukaryota; Metazoa; Arthropoda; Insecta; Coleoptera; Chrysomelidae
Product: facilitated trehalose transporter Tret1-like
Exons: 4
Coding region: 3547-5142 (531 amino acids)
Biological process (GO): transmembrane transport
Cellular component (GO): membrane
Molecular function (GO): transmembrane transporter activity
Source: RefSeq, a predicted model, not a curated record
AUGGAAUAUCAUAUUGAUAAUUGUCAGAGGGAUAAUUUAACGACAAAUAAUUUUAAUACAUAUUUUCAAAAUGCUAUUUUAAUUAUAAUUACGUAAUUGUAUCAAUCAGUAAGUAACUGUUACUUAAUUUACAAAUAUCAUUAAUAUCAACAAGUCUAAAUCAUUCGAAUGUGGCACUACUUAGUUCAAUAGAUUGCAAAGAUAAAUCAUACUACAUGUGAUGCUCAACAAAAAAUAAUACAUACAAAUAAACCACACGCAUUUCACUGGUCUUUGUAUCUGAACAAAUUAUGUGUUGUACAAACUCUGUACGAUGCACACAUGUAACUCCAAACAAUUUAUUUUAAUGUAAAACUGGAAUUGGAAAUUUGAUAUAUUCUUAAUUCCAAGAAGUAGCAAACAUUUUCACUUAAAAACUUUGUUGCCAGUGCUCAAAGAGUACAAUGAAUACUUCGCUCUAGGUACAUUGUUGUUUUAGUACGUUUAUUAUUUAAGAGGGUUCAAAGAGAAUUAUACAUCGAUAAUACUACUAGGCGUUUUCCGUUAAUGUUUUCCCUUGCGAAAGCGUUCAGAAAUAUACAGGCUAAUUUAUUCUUUAACAGAGUACAUGGAUAUUAACAAUACGAAAAGUUAUCUUAUAAUAUAUAAAUAUGUUUCUGAAACUAUUCAAUUCAACUAUUGUUCAGUUAUAUCGUUGUUUGAGGGUCUUGGUUUGAAACCAUAAGUUUUAAUCUACCUUAUAUAUCGUACAUAAUUUUAUUAUAUACACCGGCUCCAUAUUUCCUAUAACCGCUAAUCCGUUUUGAGAGAUGGCAACUGUGAAAAUGUCAAAUCUGCCACAAUGAAGUUUGUCAUUUUUAAUGGUAAACGUACUCAAAACGUGUUGUCGUACGAGUGCUAUUUGAGUUGUUUACAGAUACUUGAAAUAUUCAUCUUGCUUAAAAAAUUGAAUCAAAUCGCGAACAUUUUCGUUCGAUGAUUUUCGACGUGGAUUACAUCUACAGCAAUGUGUCGAUCAACUUUUGGUGAUGAAGCACCACCAUCUCGAACUACAGUGUUUUACUGGUGUUCCGAAUUCAAUCGUGGUCGCACUUCGCUAUAGGAGGAAUUUCGUGAUGGUCGUCAUAAAUCGGCUGUUGUGCCAGAAAACAUCGAUGCUGUGGGUGAAUUUAUAUUGCAAGAUUGAGGUUGAGCCUUUGGGCAUUAGUUUCACUUGCACACAUUCAAUAUUGCAUGAACAUUUGGCUGUCAAGAAGAUUUGUUCGCGUUGGAUACCAUAUAAUUUGACACCCGUUCAAAAAAACUCGUAUCUAUUGGUGCAAAGAAAUGCUGAAUAAAUUUAGUAGUGGUACUUCAAAAGACUUCUAGAUCGUGAUAGGUGACGAAUCAUGGAUCUAUGCAUAUGAACCUGAAACUAAACAGCAAUCGACUGUCUUCCAAGACCAGUCAAAUCCAAAAAAAAAAAAAUUGUUCGCGCACGAAGCACGUCUAUCUCAAAACUUUAACAUCAACUCUUAUAUUAACUUUUUCUCUUAUUGCUAACCGUCGUCUAGUAUUAAUAGUGAAUAGUUUCUAGUAUUAAUAACGUUUGAAUCUAUACUGUUGUAGCUGUUAACUACUAUUUUUAAAUAUUUCAUUGUGAAGAGGAAAUAUUCGAGGUUUUCCUACCUUCCAUUCAGCUUUUGUUCUUGUUAUUGAUUAGCUUGUUCUGUAGUUAGUAAUGUAUCAAAGUAUUAUCUUCACAUUUGCACAAGAUUGUUCAACUCCUCUUUCCAUGUUUACUUUCUCGGAAUUUCUUUCUAGUUUCUCUCUCGCUUACAUUUCUGUUUCCAUACUUCUAUACCACCGAUUUGUUUCAUAUCCCAAAAUUUUUAUUCUAUUCUUUCUACUAAAUUUGUGGCUUUUCUUGUUGAAGUAUCCCGAUUUUUAGCAGCACUUCAUAAUUCUGCUACUUUGCCACUGCUACAUUCAAAACUAACAUUUUCAUUGAAGAUUAUUCAAUUAUGUAGAUUGUUUUUUCUGUAUAUACGAAUAAACAAUCUGCCAACGAUUUUUUUAGGUUUAACCAACUAUUUUUCCGGUGCCAAAUGUAUUCAUUUCCAUUAAUUUCAACAAACUCUGUCUAAAAAUGUGCGAAUAACGUAACCUUAGAAGUACAAUAAAGAACUCCAUUAGUUAAUUAUUACUAAUUUGAUUUAGUUCGUGUUCCAUGGCGUUUUAUGUUUUGAUAAUAAAUGUGAAGUGUCUGCCAGUGUAGAAACUAUCAUAUGAACACGACGCGAUUAUAGUUUUCGAAAACUCCUAAUGAAACCCUUUAAAUCAAUCUUGACUUGAUCACACUUAUGGAUUUUCCAAUGAUAUUCUGAUUAGUGAAAGUUGCAGAUUCUUCAGAACAAAAAUAUAACGCUACAGAUCAAAGUGAAAGAUUAUAUGAGUAACGUUAGGUGUUUAUAAAUCUAGACUUCAUUGCCGUUCAUCUAUACAAAAAAUCCAUACUUACUAGCCAGUUUGAAUUGAGUAAAUGCCAGGGCCGGAUUAAGAUUUAUAAGGCCCGAGGCUAAAAUAAUGACGGGGCCCCCUUAAGGAAUUCGAAAACCCGGAAAAAUUCACAAAAUAAUAUCAAUACGUUAGAUUUGUGGUAUCAACACAUCAAAAAAUACAGAAUGAUUUCCAAAUGAUGGGGCCCUCUUGGACCUGGGGCCCGGGGCUAUAGUCCCCCCAAGCCCCUAGCUUAAUCCGGUCCUGGUAAAUGCAGGUGAUUUGGGCUUAAAUAAAAUUCAAAUUAGUACUGGUAAGGUGCUACAACAAAAUCAUUAUUAUCUAAGCUUUUGUUUGGAGUUGUUUUUAUGUUUGACAUACCAAAGGUCAUUUAACAUGAACAAACACAAUAAAUGUUUGGUAAUCAAAUUUACUAUGUGUUAUAACUUAAUAACAAUAAUAGUUAUAUUUAAAUUAUACCAUAAAUCGCCCACAACAUUUGAGAUUACUUUGAAUGCCUAAAAAAAUAUAUUUUUUAAUUUAAUAAUACAUAAUUAUCGGUCGCCCACAUAAUUUGAUAAUACUUUGGUUACAGAACUAUAUUAACGAAAUAAUAUACAAUUUUACAAUAAUUAACGGUUAAAAUGUCGAUGGUAUAUGAUUCACACAUGUUCACAUAUGUUCAUUUGGUUUCGAUGUAAAAAUAAUCACACGGUAUAAUGUAAAAACUGGUAUAUUCCUCGCUUUGGCUUGUUAUGAUUAAUUGGACAUUUAAACAAAAAUCAUAAAUCACUUCGCAUUUUGUUUAUUUAUAAACUCUUCACAUUUUGUAUGACGAAAAAUUUCUACAUAACCCUAAUACAUAGGCAAUACUCCAUACACUCCAGUAAAGUGGAUUGCCUGGCUUGGCAGCAUUAUUUACAAAUCAAUCAAUUAAAUAAAUUUUGGUGACAUUGGUUUCACUCAUACUCUAUAUUAAUCCUAGAAUAUUAACCUUAUUUUACAAUACCGUGAAUACUAACCAUUCGAAAUUUUUACGAUCUCGUAUUUAAAAAUUAAAAACAAGUUAUGAGUAAACGAGUAAAGGCCUGCUGUGUACCAGGAUGCACGAAUAAGCAAGCGAUAAGACAUUCCAUUCCUACAAAUGAAGAUAUUUGCAGAAUUUGGUUACAAAGAAUAAAUAACCCCAAGUUAAUGCUUGCAGAUACAGUAUUAUCAUCACAUAGAAUAUGUGAUAUUGAUUUUGAACCAAUUUAUACAAACCCAGGCAGGUUAAAAAAAGUUUCACUACUAACUCUACAUUUACCUGGUACACUAUUUGCUAUCUCCGAUGGGAUGACAUAUGGAUGGACUUCUCCUAUGAUUCCUUACUUGAUUAGCCCAGAUAGUCAUAUAAAAACAACUAAACACGAAGCGGAAUGGUUAGAAACGGCUUUGCUAUGCGGAUCGUUAGGAGGUUUACCAUUAACAAUAUAUUUAGUGGAUAAAUUUGGUCGCAAAAAAUCGUUAUUAUUCGCUUCAAUUACUAUUCUAAUAGGCUGGCUACUUAUAGCGCUCGGAGACAAAAUGAUUUAUCUUUUUAUUGGAAGGUUUCUAUGUGGGAUGGCAGGUGAUAUGGCGUUCGUAGCAUGUCCCAUGUACAUGGCAGAAAUUUCUGAUCAAAAAAUAAGAGGUUUUUUAUCCGGAAUGGUUUAUAUUAUGGUUCAUAUUGGAACACUUUUGGUUUAUUGUCUAGGUCCGUACACGCCGUAUUACAUGACACCAUUAUUAGGAUCUUUCUUUGUCAUAACAGAGGUCUUAGUUUUCUACUUCAUGCCAGAAUCACCGUAUUAUUUAUUAUACAAAAAAAAAGAGAAAAAGGCUAGAAAAGCUUUGGAAUUUUUCAAACCUUACAGUAAUGUUGACGAAGAAGUUAUAGAAAUUACUAAAAUGCUGGAAAGGGAAAGCUCUCAAAAAGGACGAUUUCAAGACUUGAUAUUUGUGAAAAGUAAUAGAAAAGCAAUAACAAUAAUGGCCGUAUUGAACAGUGGCCAACAUUUAUGUGGAUACACAGUUAUUUUAAUGAAUUUACAUUUAAUUUUAGAAUCAGCAGGUUCCAAAUAUAUGGAUUCCUCUCAUGCAGCUAUAAUAUUCGCGAGUAUAAUGUUGAUAGCAACUGGAUUCUCAUCCUUACAAGUAGAUAAAUAUGGAAGAAGAGUAUUACUUAUGAUAUCUUCCAUAUUAUCAGGAUUAUGUGUAUUAACAUUAGCUGUAUAUUUCCACCUCAAGUAUCUUAAUUUCAAUCUGGGCUCAGUUAGUUGGAUACCAAUAGUAUCAGUUAUGGUUUAUGCCUGUGUAUUUAAAUUAGGGGUAGGAAUAGUACCUAUCAUAGUUACAGCUGAAAUAUUUCCCACUAAUAUGAAGGCGAUUGGAAUGACGAUGGCAGAUGCUAUGUUCAUUUUAGGAGGUAUUUUAGCUAUUCAAAUUUAUCAGAUUUUUUCUCGAACUUUCCAUAUAUUUGUACCGUUUUAUUUUUUUGGAGCAUUUGGCUUCUUUGUAGCCAUUUUCACAUUCUUUUUUAUACCCGAAACUAAAGGAAGAUCUUUAGAUGAAAUUCAAAGUAUUUUGAAAGGAGAACCGUUGCAAGCGAUCAAAGGUACGAAACAACAGGAAGCGGUGCUCUAAUAUUAUCAAUUUUUCAAAUGUACUGAUACUCUGAGUGAUAUUUCUAUUUUCUAUAGUCGACCUAAUUAUAAGUGUUCAAAUGUGAUUGUUGUAUUGAGUUUUUUUCCUUGAGAUAAAUAUUUUAAAAUUGCAAUGAUGGCGAAGAUAGAUGAAUUUAGCUAUAUUAUUAUUCCUCAGGCACUGCCACAUCAAUCUUAUUCAUCACAAUUUUCAAUGGUUCUAUGAAGCUUCGAUCAAAAUAAUUCCUUUAAGAUUCACAGCCACGAAUCUCUCCAUUGCCCUACAUUCCUUUUGCCACUUAACUUUUCCUGUAUAACAAUAAGUACUCUUUGCAUCUCAUUAAAUGUUCAUGGUUAUUCCACAUUCAUUUUGAAUACUUUAUGAAUUCGAUGUCCCAUCUUCUACAUCCUAAUUGUUUAUUCAAACAUAAAAUUUUACUACUUUUUCCCCAAAUCUUAAAUUCUUAUUAUAUACUUUUCAUAUGAAUUUCUAACUAAAUUUUGGAUAAAACAAUGCUGUAAUUAGAAAUAAUGUACCUGAAAUAACUUAUUUUGAUUAUGAGACACUUGUGUGAUUAUAUUGUAUUUAAUAUUUUUAUAUCUCUGACUUAUAGAAUGUAACUACUAGAAACGAAAGUUGAACAUUCACAAAUCUAUGAAAUAAAAACAUCAAUUGAGUAAUUUGCAUUUUUAUUUAAAUUCAUCAUUUAAUCUUAAGCUGUAUGUUUCGGUGUGAUAAAAAAAUAGAAUAAUGGCAUUUUUCAGACGUAUUUUUAAGUGUUCGCAUCAGGCAACAUUCGAUGAUUACAAGGUAGAGU